Molecule: messenger RNA, 2340 nt
Organism: Vitrella brassicaformis
Lineage: Eukaryota; Vitrellaceae
Source: the annotation of a GenBank genome assembly
GUUUUUGGGCUUCUGACAGAGCGAAGGCAACGCAGAGUGAAGGGUCCUCAAGCGGCUCCUUUCCCUCACUCAUCGCCUCCGUCCGACCGGCCCUUCUCGUGGUGAGUUGCCUCGCCCCCUCGGUCAAUUCGCGAUGCACAAGUACCGGCUUAUAUCCAAGAAGGGCGAGGGCACUUUCUCUGAGGUGCUCAAGGCGCAGAGCAUCAAGACGGGUCGGUACGUCGCCAUCAAGUGCAUGAAGAACCAGUUCGAGAACCUCGACCAGGUCAACAGCCUUCGGGAGAUUCAGGCCCUCCGCCGGCUGUCCCCCCACGCGCAUAUAGUCAAGCUGCACGAGGUGCUCUACGACGAGCCCACGGGGCGGCUGGCGCUGGUGUUCGAGCUAAUGGAGAUGAACAUGUACGAGGCCAUUCGGGGCCGGCGGCACUAUCUGCCGGAGAGCAAGGUCAAGUACUACAUGUGGCAGCUCAUCAAGGCCAUGGACCACAUGCACCGCAACGGCAUCUUCCACCGAGACAUCAAACCUGAGAACAUCCUCAUACUCGAGGACACGCUCAAACUCGCCGACUUCGGCUCGUGUCGCGGCAUUUGGUCCAAGCAGCCGUACACCGAGUACAUCAGCACGAGAUGGUACCGCGCGCCGGAGUGUUUGCUGACCGACGGGUAUUACAACUAUAAGAUGGACAUGUGGGGGGUCGGCUGCGUGCUCUUCGAGAUCAUGGCGCUCUUCCCGCUCUUCCCGGGCACCAACGAGCUCGACCAAAUACAGAAGAUACACAAUGUCCUCGGUGCGUCAGCAGCAGGGACAGAAGCACAUAGAGAGGGGCCACACAGCAUCGUGUCUCAUGUGGAUGGAUCGAUGGAUGCAGGGACUCCGCAUCAGGACGUGUUGAACAAGUUCAAGGCCAAGGCGUCUCAUCUGGAUUUCAACUUCCCGUCAAAGGACGGCACGGGCAUCGCCCGACAUCUGCCGCAGGCCAGCCCGGAGUGCAUCGAGAUUCUCACCCGGCUGCUGGCGUAUAACCCCGAUGAGCGCAUCAGCGCCAGACAGGCGCUCAAACACCCGUAUUUCAAAGAUCUGCGGUGAGGAGACACAGAAGAGGGAAGGGAGACAGGAACAUUGACAUGCAAUCCAUCUGUGUCUCUUGUAUUCUCCGUGUUUUCAGUGAUGCAGAGAAGGCUGCUCUCGGGCACAUGGAUCCCUCCUCUCUCCACCGGUCGUCGCGCACAGACAAGCAAUCCUCCCACUCGUCGGCCCACCCUUCCCCGGGCAAGGCCUCGUCCAAACACACCGCCGAGAGCAAGAACACCGACACCCACCACGAGGACAGCACCAAGAAGGGACACCACGACAGCACAUCGACAAGCGACUCUCCCUCCCUGCUGCCGGACAUCAAGCGCAAACAGGCGGCCGGGGGCGCGUUGCCGCUGCACGAGAACAUCCCAUCUCCCGUCCCACCACACGAGCCGACGCACCACAAGACAGCGUCGUCACGGAGUGGGGGUCAGGAGACUAUCAACACGGUGCUGGCGGAGACCCAGAGCAGCGCAUUGUCGAGAGCAGGGGAGAAGGAGGAGGACGGGUCGACCAUUCUGCCGCCGAUCGGCCAUGGCGGCAAGGGACAUGUGGUGACAAUGCCUGUGGGUCAGGGGGGGCUGGGUGUGAGUGGCCAUGCGGCCACGGUCAAGCUGCCCACUGGUGCGUGGAAAGGGCACAAGGCCAUGAGGGGCAAGGGGCAUGGAGGACACCAACACGGUGAGCGAAACCGCACCACAAAACAGAUGGAUCGACCACGAGGCACAUGUCUCCUUGUUGCUUGUGGUCAGGUUCCAAUCUGGGCAGCACGGCCACAUCCACUUUCUCUGUCCGCAGUGGUGCAGCGCUCCAAUCAACCUCCCCCAACCAUCCCUCCAACUACAAAAAAGGCCCCAUCCACCAGCAGCAUCAACAGCAGCAGCAGCCGUCCCACCAGCAGCCCACCUACUCACACCAGCAGCUUCAGCUUUCGCCCGAGAGCAGCAAGAAGCAGCAACAGAUUCAGCUGUCGCCAGAGGGGGGCAAGCCGCAGGUUGGCACCAAGAGAGUGCACAAGGACCACCACAGAGACAGAGAUAGAGACAGAGAGAGGGAUCGGGAGAGGGAAAGGGAGAAGGAUUCGUAUUACCAUUCGCCUUAUGCGGUGUAUGCCACCAAGCCGAAGAGAGAGAGGCUGGUGGAGUGACUAUGAUGGUGGCUGCUUGGUUGUUUGGUGGGGGGUCGAUCGAUGGAUGGAUGGAUGGAUGUAUAUGUGUGUGGCGGACACUUUGACUCUAGUGCGUAACCAUAUAUGCAUAUCAAGG